Recurvomyces mirabilis is the source of this 717-nucleotide messenger RNA. RefSeq names its product 39S ribosomal protein L16, mitochondrial. The coding region runs from base 1 to 717 and encodes 238 amino acids. NCBI's taxonomy places the organism in Eukaryota, Fungi, Ascomycota, Dothideomycetes, Mycosphaerellales, Teratosphaeriaceae. Gene Ontology annotation, biological process: mitochondrial translation. The record is from RefSeq and is a predicted model, not a curated record. Gene Ontology annotation, cellular component: mitochondrial large ribosomal subunit; ribosome. Gene Ontology annotation, molecular function: rRNA binding; structural constituent of ribosome. The transcript has 2 exons.
AUGGCCGCGCAACAGCUCAGACCGCUCUCUACGUCCCUCCUCUCCUCCUUCACCACAAGAGCAUGCUGCCUCCAGAGUGCUCUGCAAGCUCUCAUCUCGACAACACCAUCUCAAUUCCAGACACGUGCCUUCUCCAGCACCCCUAAGACCCUGAACUGGCUCUCACCAAAGGCUGGUGAAAGCAGUAAAUCACGAAAAGGACGACCUCGAGUACCAACCGGCGGCAGCACACGCGGCACAACUCUCGUCUGGGGCGACUAUGGCAUACGGCUAAAGGACCACGACAGACGGAUAAGUGCCUCCCAACUCAAAAUCGCCGAUGCGACGAUCCGGCAACGACUACGAGGGAUGAAAUACCGCCUGUACGCCCGCGUGUCUGCAAACAUAGGCGUAUACACCAGUGGAAACGAUCAGCGUAUGGGUAAAGGCAAAGGGAGUUUCGAUUACUGGUGUGCUCGUGUACCAGUGUCAAGAGUGAUCUUUGAGCUGAAAGGGGAUGUGCAUGAGGCAGUGGUCAAGGAUGCGAUGAGGAUUGCUGGGAACAAGCUGCCUGGGACGUAUGAAUUCGUGAGGAAGAACGAUCCACCCAUGAUGGGCAUCACGAAGUUAACCGAAGGAUACACGGAAGAGAUGCUCAGGAGGCCGAGAAUGGAUAUAAGCAAAGCUGCGAUGCCGAACCUGGAGGGGAGCGCGAACAGGAUGGAUGCUACUGUAUGA